Molecule: messenger RNA, 1524 nt
Organism: Sphenostylis stenocarpa
Lineage: Eukaryota; Viridiplantae; Streptophyta; Magnoliopsida; Fabales; Fabaceae
Source: the annotation of a GenBank genome assembly
AUGGAGGUUUUCUAUUGUGUCAAGCUCAGAAUAGUUUCUAGCGCUCAACAAAAUGCCAAAGAAACCCACAGAAUGGCCAAGGCCAAGUCCAAAGCUCUCACGGACCUUCAAGUGGAAGAGGUGGAGAAGCAGCAUGAGAACUUUUCUGGGACCUGGCCACCUUGGAAGAAUCUUCCUCAAAGAUACAAGCUUAUUGGCACCACAUCUCUCGCCUUCGUUAUUUGUAACAUGGAUAAGGUGAACCUGAGUGUUGCCAUAAUUCCAAUGUCUCAUCAAUUUGGGUGGAACUCGACAACGGCAGGAUUGGUUCAGUCCUCCUUCUUCUGGGGCUAUGCAUUGAGUCAAUUGCCUGGGGGGUGGCUAGCCAAAAUAUUUGGAGGCAGAACUGUUCUUGCGGUUGGAGUACUGAUAUGGUCAGUGGCUACAGCUUUUGUUCCUUCUCUUGCUGGAUAUAUGCCUGGCUUACUACUGUCAAGGGUUUUGUUAGUGUGUGUAUUUUGUGCUUCUCUUUUCCUUCUCCCUUCCAUUGCGUAUCUAGGUUGGGAUAGGUCAAUACCAUUGGAAGAACGCUCACGGGCAGUAGGAUUUGUUUUUGGUGGUUUGAGUUUUGGAAGUGUUAUGGGGCUUCUUUUGGCGCCUCCCCUUAUCCAAAAUCUUGGUUGGGAAUCCGUAUUCUAUAUAUUUGGUCUUUUGGGGAUUGCCUGGUUUUUGGGGUUUCAAUUUCUUGAAGGAGGUCAACCACAAUUAAAUGCAGAAUUGCUUUCACCAGCCCCAGAUACCCUGACACACUCAUGGAAAACUUCUCUGACAGAGUUGAAUGGCUCUUUGAAGGAUAUACCUUGGAAGGCCUUUUUCCAAACUCGUGCUGUGUGGGCUAUGAUAUAUGCUCAUUUCUGCGGUAGUUGGGGUCACUAUAACUGUCUAUCAUGGCUUCCCACAUUUUUUAGUGAGGAGCUGAAUCUAAAUCUGACUGAAGCUGCAUGGGUGUCUAUUCUUCCGCCAUUGGCCUCAAUAUUUGUGACUGGUCUUGCAGCACAAUUAGCUGACAACUUGAUUUCAAGAGGAGUUGACACCACUGUGGGUAAAGACAAGACUACUGACUACACCUCGCUGGAUGUAGGCACAAUAGAUGUUGUGGCUGUUCGAAAGAUCUGCCAAUCAAUUGCAUUUUUGUCCCCUGCAAUCUGCAUGACUCUUUCCUCGCUGGAUCUAGGGUUACCACCUUGGGAGAUUGUGGGGAUUCUCACAGGUGGUUUGGCCCUCUCAAGCUUUGCCUUAUCAGGUCUAUAUUGUACCCACCAAGACAUGUCACCCGAAUAUGCAAGUAUACUUCUGGGUAUAACCAAUACUGUUGGGGCUGUUCCCGGAAUUGUAGGUGUAGCCCUCACCGGUUAUCUUCUUGACUUAACUCAUUCAUGGAGUAUUUCACUAUUUGCACCAUCAAUCUUCUUCUAUGUGACUGGUACCAUGGUAUGGUUGGUGUUCGCAAGCAGUAAGCCUCAAAGUUUUUCUGAGCAUAACUGA